Strongyloides ratti is the source of this 3174-nucleotide messenger RNA. RefSeq lists its product as hypothetical. The transcript is spliced from 2 exons. NCBI's taxonomy places the organism in Eukaryota, Metazoa, Nematoda, Chromadorea, Rhabditida, Strongyloididae. The coding region runs from base 1 to 3174 and encodes 1057 amino acids. The record is from RefSeq and is a predicted model, not a curated record.
AUGGUGUGUCAAAUAAUCAACUUGUUAGAAAAUGGUUACUCACCCAAAUUAAUUUUAAAACUUCUUGACGAAUGUGGGAAGGAUGAAUUUGAUUUUUUUGAAGCAUUAUUAGAACUUUACUGUGUUGUUGGACAAAAAGGAACAGGUACUAUUAAUUCACAUGAACUUAGAAAUGGAAAUUGUUUAUCAUGGGGUAAAAAAUUAAGUUCAAGUAAAGUAUCAGAUAGAAAUAAUAAAUAUGGUGGAUGGUUACCAAUUUGUGAAAGUCAUUAUAUAGAAUAUGCUGCUGCUUUUAACUCUUUAAAAGGUUUAGGAGCUUUUUUAAAAUCAAGAAAACCUAAUCUUAAAGAUAAAAUUAAAAAAUUUACAACUUCUUCAUCUGUGAUAAGUGCUUUAGGUGAAAAAAAGGAAAAAGACUAUGAUCCAAUAUCUGAUUCAGUUCAACCUUUGGUUUCAGUUUCUGAAAUGCUUUUUGACUGUGGAGAUUGGUUUUUAUCACCUAAAGAGAAUUGUAGUAAGUCAAUUGGUAAAAACAACAUUUCAAAUGUGUAUCGUAUACAAUUGGGUUACUUAAUGGGGAAAAACAAAAGAUUCAGUGAAUUAAUAGAAGUUUUAUGCAUAUUAGCUCAACGUUUUGUCGAAUAUGUUGAAUCAACUAGUGUUGGUGUGGAAGUUUUUAAACUACUCUUAGAACAAGCUUCUGGUGUCGAUGAGAGUGGUACAGCAGAAUUGUUUCUCAGUAUUAUGUUAACAACAUCUUUUGAAAAAGAAUAUUCACGUCAUCAGUGUAAAUCAAAACACCAUGAUUUAUCACAUUCACUUGAAGAAAGUAUGUCAUUGUAUGAUUUAAAGUGUAUUGCAGAUUUAAGAAGGGCAUAUUUUGGAAAAGUCGUUAAUGUAAAACUUCUAUCUGAUUGUGAAAAGAAAAAAGUUUAUUUUCAAACUCUUCAAUCGUUAGAUUUUUUGCAUCAAAUGGUGUAUUUUAAUGAUAAAGACGCUAUCAAGUUAUCUUUGAAUUUUGCACACUGGUGGGUAUAUUCUAGUUCACCGUUGGCUAUUACCCAAUCUGUUCAAUUAUUGAGGUAUAUCUUUGAAGUUGGAAAAAACAUGCUAGAUAAUUUGAUAACAAUUGAAGAAAUUCAUAAACUUUGUUCUUGGAUUUUUCUAUUAAUAAGUCACAAUAAAAAUAACACAGAAUUUUUAUAUGACAAACAAAUAACUCUUGAUUCAAUUCCAUUAUUAACGGAAGAAGAAAUUAAAGAAUGUGUUGAACUUUACAAAUAUAUAAUUUUAAAUUUUCAUCAUAGUGUUAGUACUAAAGAACUGAGACUUCUUACAAAUAUUGUUAACGAUUCAACAACACUUAAGUCUAUUUCACAUAUUAUUAUUGGUUAUUGUAAAGUAGAUUUAAAAAGUUUAAAAAACCUUAAAGACAUUAUUAAAAUUUCAAUUAAUUUUUGUUGUGAAAACAACAGACUAAAUUUUUUGAAAUUAUUUGUAGCGGAGAGUGGUGGAAAUGCUUUAGAGAUGCUUGCAGAAUUUUUUGACGAGACCUUUAAUACUCUUUUGAACAAAAAACAAAAUGAUGUCGCCUUAGCUUCUGUUUUAAUUUCGAUUGAAUAUUUAGAAAGUACUAUAGAGACGUUGAAGGAUUUAAGAAUAAAAUUCGAUGAUGAUGUUUAUCUAUCAAGUCUUCAGAAGUUCAAGUUUAUUGAACUUUUUGAAAAAUUGUUUAACUCCACUACUAGUUGUUAUCCUCUUUUAAAUCCUUCACUUAAACUGUUAUUGACUUUAUUAAAAACUAACAUUUCAUGGUUUGUGACUAAAGAAAAUAUUACAAAAUUGAAUAUAUAUUUGGAGGAUAUUUUUAUACUUACAAAGGAUAGAAUUACAAUUUUGUAUUUAUCUAAAAUAUUCUUAUUUUUAUAUGACUGGACACGAAAUACAUUUGGAUUAGAUUCAAAGGAGUUUAAAGAUAUAGUUGAAUUUCUUUGUUUAAAGCUUGUAAAAAAAUGUUUUGAAAUUUUAAUGAAAAAUCACAAUAAAUUACAAGUUGAUCCUAUUAAAUUAGGACAAGAAGAGUUAUUUUUUUAUUCACUUAAUCAGGAACACCUGUUUGCAGCAAUAAAAAUUGGUGCUUUACCAAUGAUUGGAAGUAAACAACCUCAGAAAAUUUUUGAAAUGUUGAUUAGUACAACAAACCUUUUAAUUAAAUUAACAACUCCUAUUGCAAGAAAAGUAAUUUCUGAAGUAAUGACAAUAUUACCAAAGUAUGCACUUCACAUAUGUUUUGUAGGAAAAAAUCCUGAAAAUAUGGACAAUUUUUUAAAGAUUUUACAUUUACUUGAACAAUUAUUGUCAAAUCCAAAUAUAUCUAUUGGUAAAGCAAUUACAUCAUAUUUUAACUGUAUUUCAAAAUUAUGUAUAAGACAGUCAUCUAGUGCCACUAGAACUGAAAUGAUAAAAGUUCUUUUAGGAGAAGAAAUUUUAAAACAAUUAAGUUAUAUACUUAUUAAUGAAAUUUUUGGUGACACACCAUUUUAUUUUGAUGUACAGAAUUCUAAUAUUCAAGCAAUGUAUCUAAACUCACCUACAAAAGAUAAACUCAAUGAUAUUGGUUCAAAAUCUCUCGAAGUUUCUCCUUUUAUUGAAGAUUUAUCACUACUUGAUGAAAAUGCUAAUAACGAAAUUUCUAAAAAAAGACUUCAAGUAUUUGGUAAAAGAUAUAAAAGACCUUUAGAACAAUAUUUUAAACUUGGAAAUGAAGAAUAUUCUAAAUUCUAUUUUAAUCAUGUUGCAUUAAGACUUUCAAAAGUUGGGUUGUUGUCAUCACAUUUGUUAGAAGAAUGGGAUAGAAAAAAAGAUCUUUUGUCUUCUGUCAAAACUUUGUUUUUCUUAACAUCUAAUAAUGAAUUAAAAAAAGUCAUUGAAAUGAGUCUUGAAUGGGUGUAUGCUUAUAUAAUUCUUUGUCCAUGGCAAAAAUAUGAAGAUUUAUUUACUAAUAUAAAAGCAUGUUUUUUAUUUGACGGAAAUAUUAGUAAUGGACGAUUUGAAUUUUACGAUAAAAUAAGUAUCAAAAUAUUUUCUAUUUUAGAAUGCAAUAAAACAUUAAGUAAUGAUUUAAAGUGCGAAUUUGCACACCAUGCUUUAUCUAGAUUAGCUUUAAGAAAGUAA